UUGAAGAGUUAAAGUUAAAAAGCGAUAUUUUUCAAGUAAAAAUAGAAAUAAAAACAAUAAAUUCUAAAACUAAAUUUUUGAAAUAAAAAGUGAAUAUUGAAAGCUAUGACAGAAGAAUUAGAAUCUAUUGUUGUAGCAGGUGUGCCAGACGAGCAUAAAAAAACAUUAGAGUGGGUAAAUUCUCUUAAAAAACUUGAACUUAUAAAAGAACUCGAAAUUAGAAAUUUAGAUAUUAAUGGUACAAUAUCAGAAUUGAAAGUUAGAUUAUUUUGGUAUUUCUUACCUAAGAACUUAACAGAGAAUAAUAGCAAAAACGAUACUGAUCAAAAUAUACUCCCAUCUAAAGUAAUUAAUAAUUUUAAUAUGAAUAAAAAUUUAUUUUUCAAACCGACUAUUUUUUCGGGUGGCAUAAAUGAACGCGUAGAUUCAUUUUUAAAAACAUUCAAUAGAGCUGCAUUAAUUAAUAAUUGGUCAGAAAUAGAUAAACCACAAUAUUUAGUAGCCUUUUUACAAGGUCCAGCAUUAACAUUUUAUGAUAAUAUUGAAUCUAAAAAUUUACCAUGGAAAGAAUUAGAAAUAAGAUUUAGAGAAGAGUUUGAGCCAAUUGCGCAAAAUGAUAUGUUGCGAAUAUUAUUAGAGAGAAGAAAACAAGUAGAUGAUGAACAGACGGGUGUUUUUAUUAAUGAAAUAGAAGCAUUAUGUAAAAGAGUUGACAAAAAUAUGUCAGAGGAAGAGUUAGUACGAAAUGUAAUGAAAGGUUUAAAGCCGAGUAUUGCUAGAUACAUUGGAAUUCUUGAAAACCGUAAUUUAGAUGAGUUAAAAAAGAAUAUUCAUAAGUAUGAGAUGAUAGAAUUUAUGAUUACUGGGGAAUCUCCUAAAAGUCUAUCUGAAAUAAAACAGUCAAUAAUAACUGAAAAAAUUAAUCAAAUAACUAAAUUUAAUGAUAAUAAUGAAAUUCAAAAGUUAAAUGAAGAAAUUUUAAAUUUAAAGCAAAAUCAGGAACAAUUUAAUGAAUAUAUUAAUUUUAUACCUAAUAAAUCAAUAUAUACCGUACAAUAA
Molecule: messenger RNA, 1059 nt
Organism: Daktulosphaira vitifoliae (grape phylloxera)
Lineage: Eukaryota; Metazoa; Arthropoda; Insecta; Hemiptera; Phylloxeridae
Exons: 3
Coding region: 106-1059 (317 amino acids)
Source: RefSeq, a predicted model, not a curated record